Molecule: messenger RNA, 1994 nt
Organism: Siniperca chuatsi (mandarin fish)
Lineage: Eukaryota; Metazoa; Chordata; Actinopteri; Centrarchiformes; Sinipercidae
Gene: orc4
Product: origin recognition complex, subunit 4
Exons: 14
Coding region: 160-1464 (434 amino acids)
Biological process (GO): DNA replication; DNA replication initiation
Cellular component (GO): nuclear origin of replication recognition complex; nucleus
Molecular function (GO): ATP hydrolysis activity; DNA replication origin binding
Source: RefSeq, a predicted model, not a curated record
AUUACAUGUGUAUACGUUUGUAGACAAACUAACGUUAAUGUAACGCAAGCUCUAAGUAAUCUUAGUUCGCCAAGACAAAAAGUGCACCUAGUUUGCUUCUGCUAACGAGUCCCGGCGACAUUCACUUCAGCGUAGAGAGAAACUUAGAGUCACAGCACCAUGAGUAAGAGGAAGAUGAAAGAUGCUCAUUUUCCAGUAGGAGAAUGCAUUACACAGGUUCAGGAGAUUUUAAGGGAGCGGCUUUGCCAUCAGCUGCUCCCCGACAGGCCGGAGGGAGUGGAAGCUCAACACAAACACCUCCUGGAGCUGCUGAAGCGGACGGCCGUCCAUGGGGAGAGUAACUCGGUGCUAAUCGUCGGUCCCAGGGGGGCAGGAAAAACAAUGUUGCUGAAGUGUGUGUUGAGAGAUCUGCUAGAGGAAAAAGAAGUGCAAAAAAACCUGCUACAGGUUCAUCUCAAUGGUCUCCUGCAGACUGAUGACAGAAUAGCGCUAAAAGAAAUAACGCGACAACUCCAGCUGGAAAACGUUGUCGGUGACAAAGUGUUUGGAAGUUUUGCAGAGAAUCUGGCUUUCUUGCUGGAGGCACUGAAGAAAGGUGAUCGCAGCAGCAGCAGCCCGGUGUUGUUCGUCCUAGAUGAGUUCGACCUGUUUGCCCACCAUAAGAACCAGACGCUGCUCUACAACCUGUUUGAUGUCUCCCAGUCUGCCCAGGCUCCUAUCGCUGUGGUCGGCAUUACCUGCAGACUGGAUGUUCUGGAGCUGUUGGAGAAGCGGGUAAAGUCGCGGUUUUCCCACCGUCAGAUCCACCUGCUGAGCAGCCCGACGUUCCCUCAGUACCUGGAGCGGGUCCAAACCCAGCUCAGCCUGCCGGACGACUUCCCUGACAACAACUUCGCUCAGGACUGGAACGCCAGCAUAAAGACUCUGUGUGAGGACAAAUCGGUUGGGGAUGUUUUACAGAGACACUUCAACUCCAGCAAAGACUUCCGUUCAAUGCACAUGCUGCUGAUGUUGUGUCUGAGUCGCGUGUCUGUAGCCAAACCUGCCGUCAAACCUGCAGACCUGCUGGAGGCCAGCAGACUGUGUUUUGCUGACACCAAAGCUAAUAUGCUCCACGGUCUGUCCAUCUUGGAGCUGUGCCUGAUCAUCGCCAUGAAACACCUCAACGAUGUCUAUGAAGGAGAGCCGUUCAAUCUCCAAAUGGUUCACAACGAGUUUAAGAAGUUCCUGCAGAGGAAGUCGAACUCCAUGUACAACUUUGACCAGCCUGUGAUCAUGAAGGCCUUCGAGCAUCUGCAGCAGCUGGAGCUGAUCCGGCCGGUCGACAGCUCCUCGGCCAAAACUCAGAGGGAAUACCAGCUGAUGAGACUCAUGCUAGACCACAGUCAGAUCAUGGAGGCCCUGCAGAAGUACCCACAAUGCCCCACUGACGUCAAGCAGUGGGCCAUGUCGGCGUUCGGCUAGGACUCUGAUUACAUUUGGACUUUAUGUAGAUGUUUUAUUUGCUGUGUCAUUACCAGCUCUGGUAGAGAAAAUGUGAAAUUAUAACUCAGUUUGGAAAAAAUAACACAGAACAAAAGGUUUGUUUUACAUACAGAUACUGAACUGGUGAAAUGGAAACAAGCAUUACAGCUCGGACCAUGGACCAAAAUUAAAACCAACCAUGAUCUGAACCAGGGAAAAAACAUGGCUGCCAGCUUGUCAGAUGGUUAAAUCUACUACAGUAGUGCAUUUGUUUCAUGACAGGAUUAUUUUUCAUGUACUCAGAAUAUCAAGUUUGUUCUGAAGCAAAGUUUUGUCAACUAGUCACUGUUAAUGAUCAGUUAUCAGGAAAUAAGAAAUUUGGAGUUUUGUAUUACUGGGAUCACAUUCCUCAUGCAAGCUCACAAAAUCAAAGAAAUCACAUCUUAUGCAUAAAGUAACUAGUAUUUUGUUAGUGGACUGUUUGUAAUCAGGAUGACACUUUCUAAAUAAAGUCAUCUGUUCACUACCAA